GAAGAUGGCGGACGGGAAGGCGGGAGAGGACAAGCCAGAGAAGCCGCAGCGAGCCGGAGCCGCCGGAGGACCUGAAGAAGAAGCAGAAAAACCUGUGAAAACUAAGACUGUUUCUUCCAGUAAUGGAGGGGAAAGUUCCAGUCGCAGCGCUGAAAAGCGAUCGGCUGACGAAGAAGCUGCAGACCUCCCAACAAAGCCUACAAAGAUCUCCAAGUUUGGAUUUGCCAUAGGUGGUCAGACGACAAAGAAAGCAUCAGCCAUCUCCAUCAAACUUGGAUCAAGUAAGCCUAAGGAAGCGGUUCCAACUCUUGCUCCAAAAACCCUUUCAGGAGCAGCAGCUUUCAAUGAGGAUGAAGAUAGUGAGCCAGAAGAAAUGCCUCCAGAAACAAGGAUGAGGAUGAAGAAUAUGAGAAGGAACACACCAACAUCAGCUGGACCAAACUCCUUUAAUAAAGGAAAGCAUGGCUUUCCCGAUAAUCAGAAGCUAUGGGAGCGAAAUAUAAAAUCUCAUCUUGGAAAUGUACAUGACCAAGACAAUUAAAUGAAGUGUUUUGCGAUUGGGGUGUGGGUGGGUGCAGUUAGAAGGAACAGUCUCCUUUUGUAAAGAAUGGUGUAAGACUAGCUUUGGAGCCAUUUUUUCUUUUCCUUUUUCUUCUUUUUAUUUUAUUUUUUAAGAUUGAGUGGUACACUAAUAAAUGAGAGUUUGAAAUUAGAGGUAAUUUAUGUUUUAUAUACAGAUUUCAAGACCUUUGCUAAUUUUGUAGUUUCACGUGAUUAGUUUCCAAAGGUUACAGAUAAUAAAGAAAUCAGAAGUGGUACCUUUCUAAGAAUUGCAUAUUUUUUUAGACACAACU
Molecule: messenger RNA, 854 nt
Organism: Microtus oregoni (creeping vole)
Lineage: Eukaryota; Metazoa; Chordata; Mammalia; Rodentia; Cricetidae
Product: PEST proteolytic signal-containing nuclear protein-like
Exons: 1
Coding region: 5-541 (178 amino acids)
Biological process (GO): protein ubiquitination; proteasome-mediated ubiquitin-dependent protein catabolic process
Cellular component (GO): nucleus
Source: RefSeq, a predicted model, not a curated record